AUGGAUGAUACCAAGAUUAUAUACCACAUAGAUGACGAAGAAACUCCUUAUUUGGUUAGAAUUGCUGUAUGCCCCAGCGCUGUUACCUUAGGGGACUUUAAAAAUGCAUUGAACCGGCCAAAUUACAAAUUUUUCUUCAAAUCAGUCGAUGCUGAUUUUGGAGUCGUGAAAGAAGAAAUAGCGGAUGAUGAUGCGAGACUACCAUGUUUCAAUGGGAAAGUUAUUUCAUGGCUUGUUUCUGCAGAUAGCAGUACAAAAUCAGAUAACCAUUCAACCGGCACAGGCGAGAAUCACCUUUCCGGUCAAAAUAAAAAUUCUACAAACUUCAACAAAGCUUCUGACAAUAUACACAGUGCCUCAAAAAAUGAAAUCCCCAGCGAACAAGAACAUGCCAUUGGGACAACAGGGCAUGGUCUUGAGGAAUGUGAUACUUGUGUCGAAACAGACUCAGUAUAUAGCGGUGAUCGGGUUCCUCCUCUGAAAAAUUUUCAUAAUUACAAGCAUGGUUCACGCUUGGCUAAACUUGGUCAAAGAAUUCAAAAUUAUGAAACUUCUUCAUCUAUGAUGAGUUCAGAUCUGGAAUCCACAAGCUUUUUCGAUUCAGAAGACGAAUCAAGCAGAUUUUCAACAGCAACAGGUACAACUAUGUCUUCGGCAAAAUAUCCAAGACAUAGAAGACAACGAAGACACAGACGAAUUCUUCCAAUAAGACGUACCAGUGAAGAUGCUACUUCUUUUAGCAGUGUAACCGAUUCCACAAUGUCUCUCAAUAUAAUUACCGUAACUUUGAACAUGGAUUCAGUGAAUUUUCUUGGAAUAAGUAUUGUGGGUCAAUCUAAUAAAGCAGGAGAUGGUGGAAUCUAUGUGGGAUCUAUUAUGCGUGGUGGAGCUGUUGCACAAGAUGGUCGAAUAGAACCUGGAGAUAUGAUACUAGAAGUAAAUAGAAUCAGCUUCGAAGAUAUGAGUAAUGAUGAAGCUGUAAGAGUUUUACGUGAGGAAGUUCAAAAACCUGGUCCUAUCACUUUAGUGGUUGCAAAAUGUUGGGAUCCCAGUCCAAAGAACUACUUCACAAUUCCUCGUCAAGAACCGGUUCGUCCGAUUGAUCCUCGGGCUUGGGUCUUACAUACAAAUGCGAUGACUGGAGCACUUGGAACACCCGGAUUUGAUGGAAAUACACCUUUUUUUGGUUCCGGAUCACCUGCUGCUGGAAUGGCAAUGAUUCCUGGGCAUUUUAUGGGCAUGACUCCAUCCUCUGGUUUGUCCGUACCAUCUAUGCCUCCUGGUAUGCCUCCUUUAAUUUUACCACCUUCAAUGGCUGGAAUCAAUGCAAUACCUUCAUCUAAUAUGACUACGAAAUCAUUACCGGAAGUUGCUGACGGUGAUGGUGGUGGGUAUCAUCGCAGUAGAGGUCCAGCAAGUAGUGGAGUUGUUGGUGGGCCAGGUAGUACGAAAACUAACGGUUCCCGAUCAGGAGGUGAGACAACUGUCGAUGCUAAAGGUACUCAGUCACUUCUGUCCGGUGCAAAUGGCAAAUCAUCCACAUCAUUAACUGUAGCUUCUGAUAUGGCUUCUGUAGUUCAUGACAUGUUGAUGUCUGAUUCUGGUCUAGAAAUACGUGAUCGAACGUGGCUGAAAAUAACCAUUCCAAAUGCUUUUAUUGGCUCCGAGUUAGUUGAUUGGUUAUUCACACAUGUAGAUGGCUUUGCAGAUCGGCGAGAUGCUCGGAGGUAUGCAUCCAACCUACUGCAUUAUGGUUAUAUUUGUCAUACCGUUAAUAAGAGUACAUUUUCCGAACAAUGUUAUUAUACUUUUGGAGAUAUAGCCACAACGUUAUCUCAUCUUAAUUUAGACGAAGUAGAUUCAGUUUCUGAAAUCGGCGCUAAUUCUUCAUCUCAUACUGGCACUCAUCCUAUGAUGCCUCAAAUGUAUCCUCACGUCCACCAUGUGCUUCCUGAUGCUCCUGGUAGUGGUUCAGCUACAGGUCUAUCAUCAGUACAAAAUCAAAAUGCUCCACCUAAUCCUAAUCUAGGUUUAAUGUCAUCUCCUAUACCUGGCGAAGGGAAUUCACUAGCUCAAACUAAUUCUCAUUAUCCCUACCCACCUGUACUUUAUCCUAUUCCAUCAGCAGCUCCUGUGUCUUCAUCUGGUCCUUGUAAUAUUGAUGCGAAUGGAAACGACUGUAGUUUUGUUAACCCAAACUCAUCUGCUCUUCCUGGUCUUAGAAAUAGAAUGUCAAAUAACGGUCAAAUGGGUGUGGAUUCUGCCAUGUAUCCGGUAAAUACCACUACCAUGCCUUCUCAUACACGUUCUGUUAUUCUUAAUCAGACACAUAUUACUACUAUGAAUGCUACAUCAAAUCAAAGAAUACAACAGCAGAAAGUAAACAACUCUUCCUCGUCUAGUUCAUCUCGUUCUUCUGCAUCUUCAACAUCUUCCUCUUCUACCGGUUAUUCUGGUAACAGAUGUCCAGCUGGUCUAUCGGCUAAUAGUACUACUCAAACAGUUAACAUCAAUGUUCCUCAAAGUAUGACCACACCACUAGAUACCUCGGCUUCUAAAGGCCUUCCUUCCUUUAAUAAGGGUAUUCAACGACGUACUGAUCCAUCAAGUGUACAAAGUCUUUCCGGCACAAGCAGUACUAGUUCUGCGAGUCGCCAAAAUGGAACUGGAGCAAGUGCUGCUGGGAGUGGUAGCGGCAGUGCCGUAACUUCACAUGUACUCAAAAAAUUUAACACGAAUAACAAUAGCCAUAAUAAUAACAGUUUGACGAAUAGAUCCGAAUGUCUUGACAAUGUUCAACGUACACAGCAUAGUAUGGAUUUUACCAAUGCAUUUCGUCAAACUAAUUGCAAUUUAGUCAAAGAGUCAAACAAUAAACCGGAAAUCAAUCAGUCAUUUAAUCAUACAAUGACAACUGAUAACUCUUUCUAUAAAUUGCUAAUUAAUGGCAUAAUCAUUUGUGGAUCUGUUUAA
This is a messenger RNA of Schistosoma rodhaini, 2973 nucleotides long. The record is from the annotation of a GenBank genome assembly. NCBI's taxonomy places the organism in Eukaryota, Metazoa, Platyhelminthes, Trematoda, Strigeidida, Schistosomatidae.